Macaca mulatta (Rhesus monkey) is the source of this 7466-nucleotide messenger RNA. The record is from RefSeq and is a predicted model, not a curated record. Lineage: Eukaryota; Metazoa; Chordata; Mammalia; Primates; Cercopithecidae.
AAGUGGCCGCCGCCGGACAACGGGCUCUGUGGUUCGGGUAAGCUUUCCUCUUCGUGUUGCUGCUUCUGCUGCUGCUGCCGCCGCCGCCGCUCGCGCCCCCGCUCCGGUCUGUGGUGCCGCCGGGACCCAGGACCAUGUCGCUGACUCGCUCAGAGGAGAUGCACCGGCUCACGGAAAAUGUCUACAAGACCAUCAUGGAGCAGUUCAACCCCAGCCUCCGGAACUUCAUCGCCAUGGGGAAGAAUUACGAGAAGGCGCUGGCAGGUGUGACGUACGCAGCCAAAGGCUACUUUGAUGCCCUGGUGAAGAUGGGGGAGCUGGCCAGCGAGAGCCAGGGCUCCAAAGAACUCGGAGACGUUCUUUUCCAGAUGGCGGAAGUCCACAGGCAGAUCCAGAAUCAGCUGGAAGAAAUGCUGAAGUCUUUUCACAACGAGCUGCUCACACAGCUGGAGCAGAAGGUGGAGCUGGACUCCAGGUACCUGAGUGCUGCGCUGAAGAAAUACCAGACUGAGCAAAGGAGCAAAGGCGACGCCCUGGAUAAGUGUCAGGCUGAGCUGAAAAAGCUUCGGAAGAAGAGCCAGGGCAGCAAGAAUCCUCAGAAGUACUCGGACAAGGAGCUGCAGUACAUCGAUGCCAUCAGCAACAAGCAGGGCGAGCUAGAGAAUUACGUGUCCGACGGCUACAAGACCGCACUGACGGAGGAGCGCAGACGCUUCUGCUUCCUGGUGGAGAAGCAGUGCGCUGUGGCCAAGAACUCCGCGGCGUACCACUCCAAGGGCAAGGAGCUGCUGGCGCAGAAGCUGCCGCUGUGGCAACAGGCCUGCGCUGACCCCAGCAAGAUCCCAGAGCGCGCCGUGCAGCUGAUGCAGCAGGCAGCCAGCAACGGCGCCACCCUCCCCAGCGCCCUGUCGGCCUCCAAGUCCAAUCUGGUCAUUUCGGACCCCAUUCCGGGGGCCAAGCCCCUGCCGGUGCCCCCUGAGCUGGCACCGUUCGUGGGGCGGAUGUCUGCCCAGGACAGCACGCCCAUCAUGAACGGCGUCGCAGGCCCGGAUGGCGAGGACUACAGCCCGUGGGCUGACCGCAAGGCUGCCCAGCCCAAAUCCCUGUCUCCUCCGCAGCCUCAGAGCAAGCUCAGCGACUCCUACUCCAACACGCUCCCCGUGCGCAAGAGCGUGACCCCGAAAAACAGCUACGCCGCCACUGAGAACAAGACUCUGCCUCGCUCGAGCUCCAUGGCAGCCGGCCUGGAGCGCAACGGCCGCAUGCGGGUGAAGGCCAUCUUCUCCCACGCUGCCGGGGACAACAGCACCCUCCUGAGCUUCAAGGAGGGUGACCUCAUUACCCUGCUGGUGCCUGAGGCCCGCGAUGGCUGGCACUAUGGAGAGAGUGAGAAGACCAAGAUGCGGGGCUGGUUUCCCUUCUCCUACACCCGGGUCCUGGACAGCGACGGCAGUGACAGGCUGCAUAUGAGCCUGCAGCAAGGGAAGAGCAGCAGCACCGGCAACCUCCUGGACAAGGACGACCUGGCCAUCCCGCCUCCCGACUACGGCGCCGCCUCCCGGGCCUUCCCCGCCCAGACGACCAGCGGCUUCAAGCAGAGGCCCUACAGUGUGGCUGUGCCCGCCUUCUCCCAGGGCCUGGAUGACUAUGGAGCGCGGUCCAUGAGCAGCGCCGAUGUGGAAGUGGCCAGAUUCUGAGCCGCCUGAUUAGAGUUAGUAAGUUGCCUGGCGUUCUUGUGCGGUCACUGGCCAGUGGGUCUACACAGGUCCUCUGGCCUCAGCCACGCAGCGUGGGUGGGGAGGGCCUGGCUGCAUGGCAGGGCCAGGGGUCCACUGAGCCUGCCUCUUGCUCUGGGUGCUGGGCCUUCUCUACUGGGUCCCCUCCUUGGGUUCACAGUCUCCUCCUCCCCUCCUGGAAGCUUGUGGACUUUGGCUGGCUGUGCCCGGGGCUCCCCUCACUGCUGGGUAUGGCUCUGGCCCUGACCUUCUUUGUGGUCCUCUCCUGCCCUGCUGGGCACUUCAGUUAUAGUCAAGAGGUGACCCCGGCAAGCAGCUGCAGCCUGGGCCUUUCCCGCCUGACUUGCAGCGCCAGCUUGGGCUCCUUCGGGUGUGUGUGCCUUUGGGGCUGGUAAGGAUGACAGCCUCGUGGAGACUGGCGGCUGGGGUCCUGGCAAGAGCCCCGGGGAUUUCCAUAGGCACUGGAGCCAGGUGUUGGGCCCACUGGCGAUGGGGCUGUGCUGUUAGUCUGACCUUGCCUCUUCUGUCCCCCAAGCCCCACAGCAUGGACCCAACUGGCUCCAUCCCAAGUGUGCACCUGCAGACCUGGAGGACUGCUGGGUCCGGGUUUGAGCUGACGCUCACUCCAGGGGCCACAGGGCCACUAUGGCUCCAACUCCAGUGGAACUCUGGAGUCCGGGUCUGAGCCCAUCUCCUCGCGGGUUGAGUGGGCCACUUCCCUGGUGCCCAGUGUAUAUUUGGGAUGUGCCAGGCUGCCCAGGAGCAGGCCCUGUGCCCUCAUAGGGGGCCCUUACCCACACCUUCCAAUCCGCUGCACCUGUGUCUGGGUGGGUCCUGCUUCCCACCACCCUCCCAUCCCUAAGUUGCUAGGAGGGUGGCUCUGCAAAGCCAGUGCCUGCAUCCUUCACAAAGGACGUUGGUCCCUGCGUCUCCCUGAUGGUCACAGCAGGCAUCCUGGCCCAUGGGCAGCCAAGCCACAGGCAGAUCACGGAUCUGUCUUCUUUGCUGCCUUUCUGUUGUUGAUAUUCGGCAUGAAUUCUGGAAGGUUCUGUAGAAAAAUGCUCCUGAACUUUGGGGACUGGAUAGCAUAGAUGCUCUGGGUUGGCCCUGGCCACCACCUUGCCUUCUACCUCCAUCUUUCUCCCUUCUGAGAUGCUGUUUCUGGGAGACCUCCAUACCCCCCACUCCCCCAGGUCCCUCUGAGCGAGGGGGCUGCCCUCACCUGGUGAGACUUGGAAGGGGUGAAGGCUCAGAGAUGAGGCUGGCACAGCCUGUGUCAGGGACCACGUCCCUUGGUGGAGGGCAGAGACCCUGGGUGGCAGUGCCAGUGGGGCAGUGGCGCUCAGCACCACUCCACAGCGCCAGGGGCCAGUUUCCUGGCCACACAGUCUGCCUGGUCUGACAACUCAGCUGAGAUUGGGGGUGUCGAAAGCCACUUGCAGUUGGUCAAGGGACUCCCCAACCCCAUCGCCACCCUGCCAUGCCCCAGCUUUGGGCCCUGAGAAGGGGGCCUUGGAAUGAGAGUGGAGGGGGGAGCACCCCUGGCCGCUGUCCAUACUUGUCAGCGGAGGCCCAAGCGCCCAUGCUGGACGCGGUUCCAGAAGGGCCCACCUUCUGAAGACACAGAGAAGCAGCUGACGCCAGAAGACAGAACCGGUGUUGUCCGCCCAGCUCAGGGUCUGGAGUCUGGAGUCGCCUAACUGGUCAAAACGCACUUUGUGAUGGCUGUUUCUUCUCGGAAUCCUUCUGCCUCACGUUCAAGGCGUUGGUUCAGGAAAUGAUCCUAGACGACUGCCUGCAUUCCGAGGCGCUCCUGAGUUCCGUGGGGCUGGAGUGGGAAGCUGCUCUGCCGCGGGGAGGUGGACUCUUCCAGGCUGUGUGGGUUUGCAGGGGUGGUGGGCACGGGAUCCCCAGGACACACCGAGAGCCCCCCGUGGGCAGGGGAGGGGUGCCCAGUCCCUCAAACCCCAAGAGGCCCCCUGGCCAGCUCCUUCCUGGCAGAAGUGCCCAUGCCCAGCCUUCCUGGCCACAGCUGGCUCUGCAGCACUGGCAUCCAUGCCUUGAAGCGGCCAGUUGGCUGGGACCGUGGCCCAUGCCUGUAAUCCCAGCACUUUGGGAGGCUGAGGCGAGAGGAUCUCUUGAGCCCAGGAGUUCGAGAUAAGCCUGGGCAACAUAGGGAGACCCCGAUCUUGACAAAAGUAAAAAUUAGCCAGGCAUGGUGGCGUGCGUCUGUAGUCCCAGCUUUUCAGGAGGCUGAGGUGGGAGGAUUGCUUGAGCCCGGAGGUGGAGGUUGCAGUGAGCUACAGUCACACCACUGCAUUCCAGCCCAGAAGACGGAGCAAGACCCUGUCUCAAAAUAAUAAUGCAAUUUAAAAAUUACAAAAGCCACUAGGUCACCCCUGCAGCCUUGCUUAGCAGCCUCUGAGGGGCGGCUCUCAGUGAGACAAGAGCCCAGGCCUCUGAACUCCCCAAACCAGCAGCUCCCCAAACAUGACGCAGGCCCUCCUUGGGGCCCUCUGCUCUUGGACCUGUCUGGUGACUUUCCUUCGCUGGCUGGAGAGGUGCUGGUGGUGUCACUGGGUAGUUCGUGGCAAUCGCUGCCCAGGGCCACGUCCUGCAGGAGGUGGGGCCUGGCGUGUGUCCUCUGGCAGGGAGCAAUGUCUGUGGCUUCCAUGCGGUGGCCUUGGGCUCCAAACUUCGUCACAUUCUGUUGGCUGUUAGGCCCCCACUCUCAGCACAGUGAGCUCCCUGCAGGCCUCCUGGGCGCGUCUGUCCCAGGCGGCUGAGGGGUAGGGGCCAGAGUAGGGGAAAUGGGGCCGCCCAGCCUCUCCGCGUGGACCUGCUCUCCCAGCCAGCCUUGGGCUCUGGCCUGUGCUCUCCCCGUCCCCGCCAACCCGCUGCCCCUGUCAGGCUGAGAUUGGAUACAGCAUUUGCAGCCUCAGAGCCACCCAGUGUGGAUGGUUCAGCGGGCUCCACCUAGUCCCACCAUUCUGGGAGACGAGAAGAGAAAAUUGCAGGUUAGGGAACAGGCCCGCACCGGUGGGAGAGCUUCCUACCCCUGGGGUCUGGGCUAGCACUGUGCCUUUGCCUUUGCCUUUGCCUUUGAUUGGGAGCAGGAGUGAGAACCACGCAGCUGUGCUGCCCCCGGCUGUGGUCUGGGCCAGGUCUAGGCCCCUUCUCUGGGAACCCACCUUUCCUUUUUUUUUUUUUUUUUUUUUUUUGAGGCAGGGUCUUACUGUGUUACCCAGGCUGGAGUGCAGUGGUGGGAACACAGCUCACUACUGCCUCGACCUCCUGGGUUCAAGCGAUCCCCCCACUUCAGCCCCCCAUGUUGCUGGGACCACAGGCAUGCUCCACUCCCACGCCUGGCCUUUUUUUUUCUUUUUGAGACGGGUCCACUUUGCUGCCCAGGCUGGUCUUGAACUCCAGGGCUCAAGUGGUUCCUCCUGCUUUGGCCUCCCAGAGUGCUGCGAUUGCAGGCAGGAGCCACCGCGCCCAGCCAGCCCCAUUUCUAAUCUCCCCGGAGCUCCCUCCGGACCCUGGGCCUGUGGAGGGACUCAGAGCAUUUCCCUAGGGGUGGGUCUAGCCUGGCAGGGAGACAGGGCAUGGGCCGACAUCACGAUAGAGGUGGAAUCCUCACCAUCGGACCCCCAGGCAGCCCCUACCCAGGCCCCAUGAAGGGCAAAGCUGCACAGAUCAAAGCUGAAAGCAGCCGGGAAUCCAGCAGACCCUGAGGCUCCAGUGCAUUUGAGAGAUCAAAAGAUCCUUUCAGCGGGGUGCCAACGCUCAGACGCCAUCUGGAAGUCUGAGAGCCUUCCGCAGACCCAUCAGUCUCUUCCACAUAUUUCAUUCUCUUAAAAACUCAGUCUGAAGUGUUUCAGGUUCUUAGAAAACACAAAAGUCCUCAGGAAAGCUUAGGGAGCUGCCCCUGCCCUGCGCCGCCUCCUGGGCAGCUGGAUGGAGCCCUGCCUGCCCACCCCGGGGGUUGCUCCCGGCUGCCCAGGCUCCUGUGGACCCAACUGUGCCAGAGGUGACUCCGCUCCAGGUAAUGGCUCCAGUCCAAGCACAGCUCUGCCGGAGCACAGUCCCGUCCCUGCUGCGUCUUAACGUCCACAUGCCAUCUGUACUGUCACCCUUGGAGCUGCCUGACAUCCCCCAUCCUGUCCUGUGCUAUUCCCUCCGAAGGUGGGGACUCCAAAGAGAAAGGCCCAGGCUCCCCUCUGAUCCAUAGGGUCCUUCUCAUCCGUGCUCAUCUUGUUCCAUUUCAAAUUCUUGUCUCGAGUCGUAUUUGUGCAUCAGCUGUGGCCCCGGGGACAUGGGGGAGGGCGCGGCACCCCCGGGGGGACAGGUGGCUGAGCCCUUAGCAGGGGAACAACUGGCCAGGGGAUGGCCAGCUGCUCUGCAGGGCCCGUGGGUGUCCAUCUGCAGCCCUGAGGGAGCCGCGAGCCUAACCUGUCUUCCUGUGGAUGCCCCCAUGCCAGAGCUGGGCUGGGCUGGGCGCUCUGCCAAGCUGUGUCCCUGGGUGUGGGCCUGGCCUGGUGGGGGGCCACCAAACUGAUGUGUGCCCGGUUCAGGGCUGUCUUGAGUCCCCAGCCUCAGUGGUGAUGUCCACCCCUCACUGGGAGGGUGCGGCUGGCCUGCCCCGCCCCACCCUGCCCUGCCCACCCACGCUGCUGGGAGGGUGAUGGAUCAGAGUGGGGGCACCCUGCCUUGUCUAGGUCACGUAGGGUGAGCAGAGGGUGGUGCACCUUGGGGUCAGGCAGCCUUGCAGAUGGCACCUGACCCUCCCUGCCCCCCAGAGCAGCCUCUGUUGUCUGCGAGCUCUCUGUGCCCUGAGAUCGGACUGUAGGCAUCCAGCACUGGGGAUCCCUGGGGCAUUGGGCAGCCCAGGUGCCAGAGUUUACCCAUGGCUUCUGCCCUAAAUUAAAACCACGUUUUUCUCUUUCAGGAAUCCCUUCGCCCAUGUCCAGCUGAAGCCGACAGUGACCAACGACAGGUCUGCCCCUCUCCUCAGCUGAUGGCCACAUCUGCGGCACUGCCCAUCCGGCGGCUUCCCCCGCUCUGCCCAUGCAGCCUGUUCUGUCAUCCUCUGCGCGCUCCUGUUAAGAGAACAUCCAGGCCGGGCGCGGUGGCUCAAGCCUGUAAUCCCAGCACUUUGGGAGGCCGAGACGGGCGGAUCACGAGGUCAGGAGUUCGAGACCAUCCUGGCUAACACGGUGAAACCCCGUCUCUACUAAAAAAAAAAAAAAAAAAAAUACAAAAAACUAGCCGGGCGAGGUGGCGGGCGCCUGUAGUCCCGGCUACUCGGGAGGCUGAGGCAGGAGAAUGGCGUAAAAACCCGGGAGGCAGAGCUUGCAGUGAGCUGAGAUCCGGCCACUGCACUCCAGCCUUGGCGACACAGCGAGACUCCGUCUCAAAAAAAAAAAAAAGAGAACAUCCAGGCCCCGGCUGCCUGGCCUCGCCCCACUUGAGUCUGGCCUGGGCUGGAUCCCAGCUGUUCUGGGCAGGGCUGGGCACAGGGGGGCGCAGGCCCCUGAAGGGCCGAGACCCACUGGCUGCGCUGCCCAGGGCCGAGGGGCCACCUCUUGAGGGUAUUCACCUCUGGUCACAUGGCCAUGGAGCCCUGGGGUGCCCCUGGGUCAAGGGAGGACAUUUGGCCAGCUGGUGGCUGGGGGGAGCCCGGCUGCCCUGCUGCUUCUCCUGCCUAAUAAACAGGCUCCUUCUGCACCA